AGAUUACCUGAUGAGGACUUCCCCGAGAUGGCCCGCCAACGCUCCGUCCACGUACUCUUCCGUGUUCGCCAGCUGCCCGCAAACAUGACACGCAGCGCUCUUAAAAACUUCAUUCCUCUACUGUGGAUGUGUGAGGAGCUGGAAUGUUCCUUUAAGUGAAGUGCAAGAACGGAGGAGGAGGAGGAGGAGCCCUUUGUGUGUGUGUGUGUGUUCCUCAGUUAGCCUUGCGGGGCGAAGCGCUGCGCGUGGAAAUGAAAGACUCGGCAGGUCCCGGCGCACGAGCUGGACUUUCGCUCCUCUUCCUCACGGGAUCAUGCUUCCUCGUCUGGCCUCGCUCUCCCUUCUCCUCCUCCUCCUCCUCCUCGGCCGUCGUGCGCCUUUGCCUCACCGGAUCUCAGCUGAGUGACUGAGAGCGGCCGCGGCGGAUUUGAACCCGUGCACUUUUUUUUUUUUUUUUUUUUUUUCGUCUCGUCUUUCUUUUUGAAAUCGCAAAACAUCUCCAGCCGGCCUUCCGCGCGGCACUUCGUGGAUCGCGUCGGAGUUGAGACGACAUGCCGCCGCUGCUUCUGCUGCUGCUGAGCGCGAGCGUGUUGUCAGGUGCAGGCGCCCCGUCGCAGGCGUCGCCCCGCGUGGGCGUGGCACCCCGCUGCGAGAGCCGGGCCUGCAACCCGCGCAUGGGCAACCUGGCGCUGGGCCGCCGCGUCCUGACGCAGAGCGUGUGCGGCAACAACGGCACCGAGCCCUACUGCGCCUACGUCGACCCGGGCCCGCCUUGCGGCGCCGCCAAGUGCGGCGAGUGCAACGCCGCCCUGCCGCACCUGUCGCACCUGGCGGGCGCCAUGUCCGACUCGUCCUUCCGCCAUCCCGACACCUGGUGGCAAUCGGCCGAGGGGGUCGAGUCGGAAACGGUGCAGCUGGACCUGGAGGCCGAGUUCUACUUCACGCACCUCAUCGCCGUCUUCCGCUCGCCGCGGCCCGCCGCCAUGGCGCUGGAGCGCUCGCAGGAUUUCGGGCAGACGUGGCACACGCUGCAGUACUACGCCCGCAACUGUAGCGCCACCUUCGGGAUCCCGGAGGGCAAGGCGGCGGCGGCGGGGCGGCACGGGGCAGCCUGCACGUCCAAGUACUCGAGGGCGUACCCGUGCACCCGAGGGGAGGUGAUCUACCGCGCCCUCCCCAAAUGGGAGUCGCUGGACCCCUUCGGCCUGGAAGGCCAGCAGCAGCUGCGGGUGACCAACAUCCGCAUCCGACUGCUCAAGCGCCAGGCGUGCCCGUGCCAGGCCAAGGACGCCACCCGCCACUUUGCCAUCUACGACCUGAUCGUGAAAGGCAGCUGCUUCUGCAACGGCCACGCGGAGCAGUGCGUCCCCGCUCCGGGGUACCAGCCCGUCCGGGACCGCACCAACCAUGUGGUCCACGGGAAGUGCGUGUGCCGACACAACACGGCCGGGGAGCACUGCGAGCGCUGCGCCGCGCUCUACAACGACCGGCCCUGGCAGCCCGCCGACGGCCUGACGGGGGCGCCGCACGAGUGUCGCAAAUGCAAGUGUAACGGACACGCUCACAGCUGCCAUUUUGAUUGGUCGGCGUGGCGGGACUCGGGCCAGCGCAGCGGCGGCGUGUGCGACUGCCUGCACGACACCGAGGGGCGCCAGUGUCAGAACUGCAAGGCCGGCUUCUACCGGGACCCCCGGCGGCCGCACACGGCCUCCGACUCUUGCAAGCCAUGCAACUGCCACCCUGUGGGCUCCACGGCGGCGCGAGCGGCCGGCGACCCGCUGUGCGACCCGGCCAACGGCGACUGCGUCUGCAAGCCUGGCGUGGGCGGCGCUCGCUGCGACAGGUGCAUGGUGGGAUACUGGGGCUUCCACGAGUACGGCUGCCGGCCGUGCGACUGCGCCGGAGACUGCGACCCGUUCACCGGGGACUGCGUGCUGGCCUCGGACUCUUACAACCCAGAGGGAAACUCCAGCGAGUCCGUCGGGAUCUUCAGGGCGGACGAGCUCUUCUCCGCCCUCCACUACUCAGAGAAGUGCGAGUGCAAAGAGCAGCCGCUGACCAACAGUCAUUUGUUCUGCACCAUGAACUACGCGUACGUGUUGAAGGUGAAGGUCCUGGCGGCCCACGACAAGGGCUCGCACGCCGAGGUGGAGGCCAAAGUCCAGAAGGUUCUGAGUCAGAAGGUGAAGCUCCAGCGCGGCCGCGUCACCCUCUACCCCGAGUCGUGGACGGCGCGGGGCUGCACCUGCCCCAUCCUCAACCCGGGUGCGGAGUACCUGGUGGCGGGCCACGCCGACAGGAGGCGGGGCCACCUGCUGGUCAACAUGAAGAGCUUCGUCAAGCCCUGGACGCCCAUCUUGGCGCGCAAAGUGCUCGCCUUGCUCAAGAAGGACUGCAACUGGUAGGCGCACACGCCGGUAAGACUUUGUCCCCACCCCCGCACGCGUCCUCCACGCGCGCCCGGAUUACGAAACGUGGAUGAUCAUUUUUUUGGGUUGUUACCUGGACUGACCUCGGACGACGUGAGGUCUCUGCGCACUUUAACCAGCGAGAUGGACCCCGACGGAAAAUGGACGCCCGCGUCCGCACACAAAGUAAAAAUGUGUACGGCGCACACAGAAGAAGCCAUAGAAGCCGCCCUCAGGUGGUUCAGUCCUAGCCAGCCCAGGUGGAAACAGCGGCGUACGUACCGCCCGCGAACGUGAAUGUAUUUGCCCGAGUGCGUGAAUGAGGAGUCGAAGCACGAGCACGGUCCCGGUCCAGCUCUUCUUCUUUUUUUUUUUUCCUCCCCUUCUCUGCUCUUUGUACAGUGUUAUUUGGAUGUGGAUAUAAAUAUUGUUAUUGUCAUUUUUUUCAGCUUUACGAUCCUUUUUGCUUGUACUGUUUCAUGUCGCGUCAUAUCACCAUUACGCUGGCGAGACGGCUUUUUCAACGCAAAGAUAAUACAAUUAUCAACGCAG
Messenger RNA from Syngnathoides biaculeatus (alligator pipefish), 2960 nucleotides. RefSeq names its product netrin 4 (gene ntn4). Lineage: Eukaryota; Metazoa; Chordata; Actinopteri; Syngnathiformes; Syngnathidae. The record is from RefSeq and is a predicted model, not a curated record. Gene Ontology annotation, cellular component: laminin trimer. Bases 552 to 2405 code for a protein of 617 amino acids. Gene Ontology annotation, molecular function: protein binding. Gene Ontology annotation, biological process: basement membrane assembly; cell migration; substrate adhesion-dependent cell spreading. The transcript has 11 exons.